UCAAAACAGAACAAAAAAAUAGAAAACCAGUGUUUCUCUUAGUGGUUGAAAUAUGACACUUUAUGGGCUGUGGUGUCAGUAAGCAGUGAGAGGGUGAUGGAAGAAGCAAUGCUGGGUGUCGUUGCCUGCUGUCACUGCUGAAGUGCACAUCCCACCGUGCAGCUAGUCAGCAAUCUGGGAAUUCACUUCAAUCAGUAGUUCAGCAGUGGCUUCAGGUGAACAUGAACAUCCUGCAAGUCCUGGGACUCCUACAGCUGUUGGCUGUACCUGCUUUUACAUUGACACGUUCAACCCACGACUACUGGGGUGAGUUUGGAGCCUAUGGACCCUGCAGCCGCAGCUGUGGCACAGGGGUGGCAGUGAGAACCAGGAAAUGUAUUACUUCAAGGACAGAUGGUGGACAUAACUGCAUAGGAUCCUCCAAAUCAUUCCGCACCUGCAAUACACAUGAAUGCCCAGUGAGCUCGAGGGAUUUCAGGGAGGAGCAGUGCUCCCAGUUUGACGGAAUGGACUUUAAUGGAAAACGCUACACAUGGUUGCCUUAUUGUGGAGCUAAUCCAUGUGAGCUCAACUGUGUCCCGAGAGGAGAGGAUUUCUUUUACCGACACAGAACUGCAGUGGUAGAUGGGACCCCGUGCUACGUGGGCCGCAGUGAUAUUUGUGUGGAUGGCGUCUGCAGGAUACUGACCCGUGGAGAGUUUAUGGGCUUGGAUGAAGACACUAACUCAGUACACUCCUCUGCUCCAGUUGUUGUUGCUGCUCCUCGUCCAAGAGAGACAUUCACAUAUGUCUAUAGAGCUGGUGUGUUUGGCGAGUGCUCUGCCUCGUGCAGCGGAGGCAUGCAGCAUCGUAGUGUGGAGUGUGUAGUUGAGGAUCCAGUGAACCCCCGUGUGGUCGACGAGACUUACUGCAUUGCCCAGCGCCUGCAACGGCCACCGAGUCAGCAGGCCUGCAACAUGCAUCCAUGUACUGCAGAGUACAGCGUGUCCAGCUUCAGUGGAUGUUCAGCAACCUGUGGAGAAGGACAGCAGACAAGGGAAGUUGUUUGCGUCGGACCAGGAGGCGAACAUCUGCCUGAUCAUGCAUGUAGUGGACUGGUUCGACCUCCUUCUGUCCAGGCUUGCCGCAGACCUGCCUGUUACACACGCAUAACCUGGCAUAUGACAGAGUACGGCCUGUGUUCGAGAAGUUGUGGUGGCGGUGUGAGGGAGAGGAGAGUUGCCUGUUUUGACACUGAUUUGAACCCCUACCCUGAAGAUCGUUGUGGGUUAGCUCACAGACCACAUUCUGUGGAGGAAUGCAACACGCACCCCUGCCCUGGGGUGCAAACGGCCCCAAGUGUGCAGGACCCAAGGCCAGGUGGAAGCACUAUUAGAGGAUUUGCGCCCCAUAUUCCAGAAGAACCUUCAGUUUCAAGGCCAGCUACAAACAGUGUGUAUGACUCUUACCCUAAUGAGGUGAGACCUCACUGUACGCAGUCGCCUUACGGCUGCUGUCCUGAUGGCCGUACCUCUGCCACGGGGCCCGGGAACCUGGGAUGCUCACAGGAAUGUGUCCGCACUAGGUAUGGCUGUUGUUUGGAUGGGGUGACACCCGCUCAAGGAUUCGGACAGGCUGGGUGUCCUGAGUACCAGACUGUGCAGCACCCAUCACCCACUCCUCCAUCCACUGGCAAUUUGUGCUCCCUGCCUCGUGAUGAGGGCCCCUGUGAGACCUGGACGGUUCGGUUCUGCUAUAAUCCUGCCACUGCCAAGUGUACCGAGUUCUGGUAUGGAGGCUGCCAGGGCAAUCCCAACAACUUUGUGUCCCUGGAGGCAUGCCAACGAGAGUGUGGAGGUGUGGCGAGGGUGCCUGUAUCCACAUCUCCAAGAGAAACUACAAGGAGAGCGACACUCAGGGACCUUCUGAGAGCAAGGCCAUAACCACACAUGCCACUGAUAUCUCCACCAGUCAUGCUCUCUGUUUGAAGAAAAUCAAGUGAUUUUGGUACACAAAUGUAGCCUACAGUAUACACACCAAAUAAAGAAAAAAAGAAUAA
Neolamprologus brichardi is the source of this 2038-nucleotide messenger RNA. It is a transcript of the gene paplnb, whose product is annotated as papilin b, proteoglycan-like sulfated glycoprotein. Gene Ontology annotation, cellular component: extracellular matrix. Lineage: Eukaryota; Metazoa; Chordata; Actinopteri; Cichliformes; Cichlidae. Gene Ontology annotation, biological process: extracellular matrix organization; proteolysis. The record is from RefSeq and is a predicted model, not a curated record. Gene Ontology annotation, molecular function: serine-type endopeptidase inhibitor activity; metalloendopeptidase activity.